Molecule: messenger RNA, 952 nt
Organism: Tribolium madens (black flour beetle)
Lineage: Eukaryota; Metazoa; Arthropoda; Insecta; Coleoptera; Tenebrionidae
Gene: mRpL24
Product: probable 39S ribosomal protein L24, mitochondrial
Exons: 1
Coding region: 139-897 (252 amino acids)
Biological process (GO): translation
Cellular component (GO): mitochondrion; ribosome
Molecular function (GO): RNA binding; structural constituent of ribosome
Source: RefSeq, a predicted model, not a curated record
UGAGUUGGUGACACUGAUGUGUGACUGAUGAUCAGCUGAUGAUUGUCGAUAAAGUAGAUUCCUAGACAUCUGCCUAACCUAUAAUCUAAGAAAUAGAUGAAAUCAUUAUAAUUUAUAAAUAAGAAUUUCUAGAACAAAAUGCGGCUAACACAGUUCCUUCUUUCGAAAGUCGGCAAAUAUUCGAAGGAUUUUUCAAAUUUGCCCGAUCGUUACAUAAAACGUGCGAUGGAACAAGUAGAAUGGAGGAACCCCAGAGGCAUUCAGUACAAACCAAAUGCAGUCAUUAAACGUGCCAAAUACAAAUUUGGCAUGCAUCGACCAUGGACAGGUCAAUUUCGAGAAGAAAACGCACCAGGAGUUUUCCACGACAAAAUUUUUGUUGAACCUAUCAGAAAAUGGAGUUUUUUUAGAGGAGACCGGGUUGAAAUUCUGGUUGGUAAAGACAAAGGAAAACAGGGCAUUGUUAAACAAAUUAUUCAAGAGCGUAAUUGGGUAACGGUAGAAGGUUUAAAUUGCGUUAUGGAGAAAAUUGGGGAGCGAAAAGGUUUUGCGGGAGCCUACGUACAAGUAGAAAAGCCUCUUUUGGUAACUGAACAAGUGGCACUUGUUGAUCCUUCUGAUUUGCAAGCGACCCCAUUUGAGUGGAGGUUUACAGAAGAUGGAGAAGAAGUGAGGGUGUCCACAAGGACUGGUAGGAUAAUUCCUGUUCCUGCCACAGCGGAAGAAACCAUAGAUUAUAAAACCAAGGGGACGUAUAAGGAGACGCCUAAAGACACCACUGCGGAUGACGUAACGAAAAUAACGUUUGAACCAAAAUUGCAAACGUUCGAAAUGGAUAUUAUGAACAGCAUGGGAAUUAAAGAAGAGAGAGUACCUCCAAAAUAUUACUGGUAUUGAUUGUGAAUUUGUAACAUACAUAAAUUAAAAAUAAUAAAUACACAAUAAAUUGUCA